AUGGAGCCCGCAAAGGAUCAACACCUCGUCAAUGAACUCUAUUCUGUCUCGAACCAAGCUGCUGGGAUGAAGCGCCAUGAACCUGCAACAAGCGGCCGACAGUACAGUCAAACCACCUACCCGAGAGAAGGGGAGCUCCUGGCAAACGUAGCACCCCACGAAGAGUCAAGAGUCAAGACUCAAGACCCAAGACCCAAGAAGCUCAAGAGUUGGGAGAAAGAGCACGGAGCACAGAGCGCCGAAGCUCGGUCGAAACUGAAGGCCGGGGCCGUUGACCCGUCGGUACCGUCAAGAUGGCCGACCGUCUGA
This is a messenger RNA of Colletotrichum costaricense, 309 nucleotides long. RefSeq lists its product as uncharacterized. The transcript has a single exon. NCBI's taxonomy places the organism in Eukaryota, Fungi, Ascomycota, Sordariomycetes, Glomerellales, Glomerellaceae. The record is from RefSeq and is a predicted model, not a curated record. The coding region runs from base 1 to 309 and encodes 102 amino acids.